CAUAUACAAUAAUACAUUGAGAACUUAGAUUGUAUCAAAGGCAUACAAGAGCAUAUACAUACUGACAUUGUUUAGAGAGAUAAAGAGAGAGAAUGGAAAAGCUUAUGAGUGUUGUGAUUGUUCUUGGUGUUGUUGCUGCAGUGCUUUUACAAUGCACGACAGCACAAACAGUGCAUGUUGUGGGAGAUAACAUUGGUUGGACCAUUCCACAAGGUGGUGCCCAGGCAUAUCAGACUUGGGCUGCUAGCAAGCAGUUCGUGGUUGGUGAUAUUUUAACGUUCAACUUCACCACCAACGAGCACGAUGUCCUUAAAGUACCAAAAGAAUCCUACGACGCUUGCAGCAAUGCCAACCCUAUUGGCAACACCAUCACAACUGGCCCUGCUAAUGUGACUCUCGAGGCUGCUGGCAGUCACUACUACAUAUGCACCGUCGGCAGGCACUGCCUAGCAGGUCAGAAGCUAGCCAUCACUGUCUCGAGCUCUCCGGGCGCUACUCCACCCUCCACCAACACUCCUACUACUCCUACCACCCCUACUCCCACAUCAACUACCCCUGCUGCUUGCAGCCCAUCUCCUACGCCAUCUCCUGAUAAGGUUGAAGGUCCAUCCACUAUGGCUUCACCACCUCCUCCUAGUUCUUCAUCAAUUAGGGUCUUUGCUAGUUUCUUUGUCUCUUUAAUGUCCAUUGCUAUUGCUUUUCUUUUUUAGGGAAGAAGAGGCAUAGCCGGAUAGGCUUUAUAUACAUUUUGAGUUACGGCUUUCCCUCGUAAUUGUGUUGUUGUUUUGUUUUGUUUUUCUAUUUUUAUUGGAUUUUGUAUCGGAACUAGAUAUUGUCUUAUUCACGUGAUUAAUAAAGGGAUUUUUACAGAUAAAAAC
Molecule: messenger RNA, 878 nt
Organism: Quercus lobata
Lineage: Eukaryota; Viridiplantae; Streptophyta; Magnoliopsida; Fagales; Fagaceae
Product: cucumber peeling cupredoxin-like
Exons: 2
Coding region: 93-710 (205 amino acids)
Cellular component (GO): plasma membrane
Molecular function (GO): electron transfer activity
Source: RefSeq, a predicted model, not a curated record